UCUUUAAACACAUUACUAUAAAAGACGAAUGAUCUUUCUAUUACAGCAUCAUUACGGAACAGUCUUAACUUAGUCAAAGUUCUGCACUUUGAACAAAAGGACUGUUGACAGCGUUAUGGCGAUUAAGUUUUUGUUGUUAUUAGUGGUCACCGUUGGCGCCGCCAACAUUUCGGAUUUACCUCAGCAAACACAACAGCAGAGUCAACCGGAAAACUCACAAAAUCGAGACCAGUCACAAUUGCAACAACCGAGCGACCGACAGCAGCAACAGCAACAAACGCAAACGAGAUAUGCUUCCGAUAGUGAUGACCAAAGAAACGAGGAACUGGUUGGUUAUGAUUUCUCCUACUCCGUUCAGGACCCAAUCACCGGCGAUUACAAAAGUCAGGAAGAAUCACGACGAAAUGGAAAUGUGAGAGGACAAUACUCCUGGAUUGAUGCCAAUGGGAUUAGACAAAUCGUGGAAUACCGAGCGGACGACCGAAAUGGAUUCAACUCGGAACAUCGGCGUGAGCCGGCUGCCCGACCUAAAUUGAGCCGAGUACUGAAGGUCAUUCCAGCACCUCUAUAUACUGUAGAUACUGUAAUAGCACCCGUUUACACGUCUGCUUCUCGCACGGAUCAUUUACGGACCCGCAGUCAGGAUAGCCGUGAUAACCGCGUGGAGGAACGUGAUCAUGAUGGGCAUGAUAAUCGAGACAAUCGAGAUGAACGCGAUCGUUCGGAUCGACGUGAUGAACGGCUCGAUGGGCUCGAUCGGAGCCAUGACAGCCGACGGGCGCAAUCAGAAGUGAGAUUUCAAGAUCCAACCGUCACUUACCAGUACACGUACUGAACAAAAAAAACAGAUAGACUGCCCUUGGAAUGGAAACUCAUAGCCAAUUGCUCUGUUCAACACUUUAGUCAAUGUAUUUGCAAAAUGAAAUAAAAGUCCACUGAACACGAAACCAAAAA
Wyeomyia smithii (pitcher-plant mosquito) is the source of this 954-nucleotide messenger RNA. RefSeq names its product probable serine/threonine-protein kinase fhkB. The transcript has 2 exons. Gene Ontology annotation, cellular component: extracellular matrix. NCBI's taxonomy places the organism in Eukaryota, Metazoa, Arthropoda, Insecta, Diptera, Culicidae. The record is from RefSeq and is a predicted model, not a curated record. Bases 116 to 835 code for a protein of 239 amino acids.